AGUCGACUGCCCGGACCAACACAUUCCCGUCUCCUUGAUUCUGGUUCAAACCAUCUCAGACGGCAUCUACGUCCACGAUGCUCAAUACACACCAACAUAUGCCACAGCUCGUUGCGGCCGACGCGUGCUACAAGGUGGUUCAGUACCGCACCGAUAUUGUUCGUGUGGUUACGGCCAAGCACUUUAUUUGCAAACCGGGAAGCUCACAGUCAACCAAGUUCAAAGCCGCCAACGCUCCUUUCGACCACAGUGGAUAUUACUCCUUGUGGAUCGAGAGUUUCAACUCGGAAAUCAACUCAACCACUCAGUUUUAUCCUGGUCCUCUCAUUUCCGGAACCACAACCUUUAUGAACACUCAUGGCUACUUGUCGGCCGCGCUGUGGCCCGAGCGCACCUUUUAUGGUAUCAUGGGGCUUUUGUACCUCGGUCUGGGUUUGAUCUGGACGGCCUACUUGGCCUGCUACUACAAGGAUCUACUGCGUGUGCAAUUUUGGAUCGGCUUUGUCGUUUUCCUUGGCAUGCUCGAGAUGUCUGUCAGUUUUGGUGACUUGGAUCACAUCAACAAGCACGGAACUCGAAGCCAUGGCGUGAUGAUUUUUGCCAAACUGCUGUUUGCAGCUAAGAACACGGCCGCGCGUUUGUUGGCCUUGGUUGUUAGCAUGGGCUACGGCAUUGUGAAGCCCCGUAUUGGCGAGUCAGUGAAGCAAGUUGUGGCCAUCGGUGUGGCCUACUUCUUUUUCGCGGCGACUUAUGGCAUCACCCACGCACAGGCGCGCGGUUCUGCAAAUGAUAAUGCAGACGUCAUUACGGUGGUUCCCAUGUCCAUCAUUGAUGCCGCAUUGAUUUGGUGGAUUUUCAUGUCUUUGGCCCAUACCAUGAAGAUCCUAAGCCUCCGAAACAACGAGGUGAAGCUGCAGUUGUACACGCGCUUUCAGUGGUGUUUGAUUUUGUGCGUGGCUGCCACCAUCAUCUUUAUCGUUUGGAGCUUGAUCGACGAAAACGUCCGGGAUUCUGCGGGCGAGGAUGACUGGCGCAACGAGUGGUGGCAAGAGGGCUUUUGGCAUUUGCUUUUCUUUGCCAUCUUGUCAGCCAUCAUGGUAUUGUGGCGGCCGACCCAGAAUAACCAACGUUACGCUUACACGGCGCUCGACAACGACGAUGACGACGAGGAUGAUUUCGAGGUGGUACCCAAUUUUCAGCAAGAUGCCAUGAAAAUGCGCAACCUGCAAUCUCGCAAUCAACCUGCGCGCAUGGAUUUUGAUGAAGAUGAUGAUGAGGAUCUGCGUUGGGUGGAGGAGAACCUGCCCAGCGUGGUGGCCAACGCGGACAGCGGGUUUGGCAAUCUGCCCAUGGAUUCGGAUGAGGAAUUGAUGCAUACUCGUUUUGAGCUGAGUAAAAUGGAUUGAGGCAAGAGCCCAGCUUGCCAGGACGAAUGGCUGACCUUUGGAAACGCUCUUCUUCUUCUUCUUCUACUCCUUUUUUUUUUUUUAAUUUCUGCUCAGUCGUGACACCCCUCUUUUGUUUUUGUCAUAUCCCUCACUUGUUUUAUUCACCAAUCUGCGGAGGCGCUCGAGCCCAUCUUGCCCAUCUUGCGCCUUGAGCAAGGAAUUCAAUCAACAAGC
Molecule: messenger RNA, 1622 nt
Organism: Monosiga brevicollis MX1
Lineage: Eukaryota; Choanoflagellata; Craspedida; Salpingoecidae
Exons: 13
Coding region: 78-1406 (442 amino acids)
Biological process (GO): retrograde transport, endosome to Golgi
Cellular component (GO): membrane; Golgi apparatus
Source: RefSeq, a predicted model, not a curated record